GAAAGCAGCAGAAUUCCUCACCCUGAAGUUUGAAUCUAUUUACACCCACCCUAAUUCAACAAUUCAACAACCCCAAGCCCCUAGACAGCCAAAACAUACCACUAAGUGGAAGCUACCCCACCUUUUUGGUGAGAAGAUCAUGACAAAUAGAGUCCUUCCACUUGGAUUUACAUCCAUCAAAAAUCCCCCAAACCCAAACAGAAAGUGCGAUUUGAUCAGCUGCGAAAGAGUUAACCCUCUCUGGAACGUUUUCCGCGGAUGUGGCCAUUCAUUUCAUAUCGAAUGCCUUCUGCCAAAUAUUAGCAAUUGCCCUGUUUGUGAAGCAACGUUGCUGUCGAGUGUUCAAGAUCUCGGUACGACUGCAAAUAAUGCUGUAUUUACUCCAGCGACCUACUUUGAACCCAGUGAAGAUGAAAACGAUGAGCAGAGCGACGACAGUGAUAGCGAUGUUGGAGAGACCGAAGACGAACAGAAUAAAACAACUGUGGACGAACUGCUGCGAAAAAUAAACCUUUGGCAAAGGCCAUCCUCUGCAUUGCUGUGAAAGGCAGAAAUCGCAAGGGUAA
Molecule: messenger RNA, 566 nt
Organism: Dendronephthya gigantea
Lineage: Eukaryota; Metazoa; Cnidaria; Anthozoa; Malacalcyonacea; Nephtheidae
Exons: 2
Coding region: 140-544 (134 amino acids)
Source: RefSeq, a predicted model, not a curated record